AUGUACUUUGUUUACUCCUUCUCAGGGAUGGAGUCUGGAAUCCUCAUGGCCAUGGCUUUUGAUCGCUACGUGGCCAUCUGCAAUCCUCUGAGAUAUUCCACCACCCUGACAAAGUCUGUUGUGGCCAAGAUAGGCCUGGCCGUGGUGCUGCGUAGUGGCAUACUCGCAUUGCCCUAUCCCUUCCUGGCCAUUCAGUGGCCAUAUUGCAGAACGAACAUCUUCCCCUGCUCCUACUGUGGGCAUAUGGCUGUGGUAAACCUGGCCUACUCUGACAUCAGCAUCAGUAGUUAUUAUGGCCUGUUUAAUCUUCUCUUUGCGAUCGGAAUAGAUGGAUUUUUUAUUGCCAUGUCCUAUACUCAGAUCCUCCAGGCCAUCUUCCGCCUCCCCACUAUGGAUGCCCGGCUCAAAACUUUUGGGACCUGCAUCUCUCAUAUUUGUGCCAUCUUAGCUUUGUACAUCCCAGAUUUAUUUUUCUCUCUCAUGUUCCUGUUUGACCACAAUAUGCCACUUCAAUUCCUCAGAAUCAUUGCCAGUGUGUACCACCUCGUUCCCCCUGAGCUGCAGCCCAUCAUUUAUGGGGUGAGGACCAAACAGAUCUGGGACAGGCUGCUCCAGCUCUUUACUCAUACAGAGACCUAA
This is a messenger RNA of Chelonoidis abingdonii (Abingdon island giant tortoise), 639 nucleotides long. RefSeq names its product olfactory receptor 52R1-like. The record is from RefSeq and is a predicted model, not a curated record. Gene Ontology annotation, biological process: G protein-coupled receptor signaling pathway. Gene Ontology annotation, cellular component: plasma membrane. Lineage: Eukaryota; Metazoa; Chordata; Testudines; Testudinidae. Gene Ontology annotation, molecular function: G protein-coupled receptor activity; olfactory receptor activity.